Messenger RNA from Opisthorchis viverrini, 576 nucleotides. RefSeq lists its product as hypothetical. The record is from RefSeq and is a predicted model, not a curated record. The transcript has 3 exons. Bases 1 to 366 code for a protein of 121 amino acids. NCBI's taxonomy places the organism in Eukaryota, Metazoa, Platyhelminthes, Trematoda, Opisthorchiida, Opisthorchiidae.
AUGAUAUUGCGCACGCCUAGAACGUUUGAGGUUCAGGUCCCAGCACUGUGGGUGAGUGAAGUUGCUUCUUUUGUUUCGUGUGGACUAACUAAAAUAAUCGCGCCAAGACAAGAGGGCUGUUCAAAUGUGAGUGGUGUGGAUGAGUUCAAUAGAUUUUGGAACGACUUGCAUGCACACUUCGUAAUGUUCCAAUGGAUCAAUCGCCUAAGGGUGUGCUUAACGAUUCUAAACGGCGCUCGUGGAACCCGUACCAUACAUGCCCUUACAGGAGGCACCACACUGGCUAUUUUAACUAAUCUCGUCACACUACAACCACAUGCCAAAAUUGACCAUGGGAGAACAACCCUUCUGGUCGCACACUCGUGAUAGUCUGAAAUAGUCCUCCAAAAAUGGACUUUCGUUCCAGUCCCUUUCUCCACUGUAAGCAGCGUUGACUUUUAUUGUUAUUGACUGGUAAUCAGAGUACAGCAUUUUCGUGUCAGCUCGGUUUCGCUGUGUCCAUCCCGUUUCCUGCAUUUUAUCUGCGUACUUAUCGAUGUUUUUGUAAAUACACUUUUUUUCCAAAAAAAAUUAAAA